UUUUGCGAGGUUUCUCUGAGAUGCGAUGCGCGCUACAUUGAGGAGCAGUGGACAGGCGCGCGCGUGUUAUUGUUAUCAAUAAUAAUAAUAGCAAUCAGCUUCCAUAAGGCGCUUCUGUCAGACAGGUGUUUGUGUUUUGGGUAUCAUGAUGUUAGGACAGUCUCCACACCUCAUCGGGGGAAUCCUCUGGAUCCAAAACCCAAUGCGAGCUGUUCACUGUAAUCUGAGCCAGAACGGCAUCGACCAUCAGGUGUGCUCCGAGGACGUGCCGUCACACCUGGAGGAGGUGUGUGUGGAUCCCGGACUGGAUGACGAUGGAUCGGCUUUUCAUGAUCAGAGUCCCGGAUUCCAGAGGAGAUCUCCACCGCAGCGCUCCGUCUCUGAGUCUGAGCUCUCCAGGCCAGGAACAGUGAAACUGUCCAAACCGGUGGCGCUGUGGAGUCAGCAGGACGUGUGUAAAUGGCUGAAGAAACACUGUCCUAAUCAACACCAGGUCUACAGUGACUCCUUCAAACAGCACGACAUCACAGGUCGAGCUCUGAUGCGGCUCACAGACCGUAAGCUGGAGCGGAUGGGAAUCAUGCAGGAGAGUCAGAGACAGUUCAUCUUACAGCAGGUCCUUCAGCUUCGCGUCAGAGAGAGGGUUCGAAACCCUGCAGCUGCUCACGCAAGCGUCUCUGGAGAGUUCGCCGUAGUUUCAGCGUUCCCGAAGAUCCUCAUUUCUCCGUCCAGCGUCACAGCAGACUUCCAGCCCUGCGCUCAAAACUCUCCUGAAGCAGAUCCACACCUUCCUCUGAUCAAAACACUCCCAAACUGAUCUUCUGUAGCUCGUUACAGCACAUCACACCGACCUCCAAUAAUCUCCUGGACUACUGAUGUUCUCUGUUGGACGAUGUGAAAGACUUGCUGCUGAAUUAACUGCGUUGUAUGUAAUCCUGAAGUGUAGCACUUUAACCUCUCUCUCUUCCUGCCAGUGUUAGCAAACCUGACUAGCAUGAGGUUUGACAACACGCAACAGAACAGAAAAACUCUAUCUAUCUAUCUAUCUAUCUAUCUAUCUAUCUAUCUAUCUAUCUAUCUAUCUAUCUAUCGA
This is a messenger RNA of Danio aesculapii, 1093 nucleotides long. It is a transcript of the gene samd12, whose product is annotated as sterile alpha motif domain containing 12. The transcript has 5 exons. Gene Ontology annotation, biological process: cell surface receptor protein tyrosine kinase signaling pathway. The coding region runs from base 146 to 817 and encodes 223 amino acids. Gene Ontology annotation, molecular function: protein binding. The record is from RefSeq and is a predicted model, not a curated record. NCBI's taxonomy places the organism in Eukaryota, Metazoa, Chordata, Actinopteri, Cypriniformes, Danionidae. Gene Ontology annotation, cellular component: cytoplasmic side of plasma membrane.